Messenger RNA from Brachypodium distachyon (stiff brome), 1635 nucleotides. Its product is annotated as E3 ubiquitin-protein ligase SINAT2. Gene Ontology annotation, biological process: multicellular organism development; ubiquitin-dependent protein catabolic process. The record is from RefSeq and is a predicted model, not a curated record. Gene Ontology annotation, molecular function: zinc ion binding; ubiquitin protein ligase activity; protein binding. Bases 387 to 1316 code for a protein of 309 amino acids. NCBI's taxonomy places the organism in Eukaryota, Viridiplantae, Streptophyta, Magnoliopsida, Poales, Poaceae. The transcript is spliced from 4 exons. Gene Ontology annotation, cellular component: cytoplasm.
UUGUUCAGAAAGGAAAAAACAAAAAGGAGAAGCAGAAAUUCUGAAAUAUCCCCGCCUCCACCACUGUUCUUCUUCUUCUUCUCUCCCCACUCUCCGAUUCCUCACCCGCAAAUCCGCCCUCCGCCGCUCCCAUUUGCUCCUCUCCCCCUCCUCGCAACCCGCCGCGCGACCUCGCUGCCGGCGGCUGGACGGUACGGUACGGAGGAGUGGCUGGGGUGGGUGGGUUGGUGGCGAGGGCGUCCCUCUGGUACUGGGCUGGCGCGGAGUGGAGAUCCGUUCCCCCGGCUCGGGAUGAUUCCUCCGGUCGUUGCCGAUCACAAGGAAGGAUGGAGUGGUGGGGGUGUUGAUAUUAUCUAGUGCUUCCAAAUGUAAAAGAAGCUUUGACAAUGGCCCCAGGAAGUAGCAUUGUGACUGAAGUUCUUGAAUCAGAUUGUAUAGACCAUGGGCUCUCUGAGGCACUCAGUAGUAUUAGGCUUGAUGGAGACUCUACAAGUAAGCCCUCCUGGGCUGCUUCACUUGUCAAUGUUGGUUUAUCAUCAUUGACUGGCUUGAAUGAUUUGCUUGAGUGUCCAGUGUGUACAAACUCAAUGCGGCCGCCUAUACUUCAGUGCCCAAACGGUCACACAAUUUGCUCCAGCUGUAAGCAUAGGGUAGACAAUCAUUGCCCUACUUGUCGCCAGGAAUUGGGAAAUAUUAGAUGCUUGGCUCUUGAGAAGGUGGCCGAAUCCAUUCAGCUUCCAUGCAAAUAUCAAAGCCUGGGUUGUACCGAGAUCCAUCCUUACCAACACAAACUUAAGCACGAGGAGCUCUGCAGGUUUAGGCCAUACAGUUGUCCAUAUGCAGGUUCAGAAUGCUUGAUCGCAGGUGAUGUUCCGAUGCUCGUGUCUCAUCUCAUAAACGACCAUAAGGUGGACUUGCAUGAAGGCUGUACCUUUAACCACCGCUAUGUGAAGUCCAACCCUUACGAAGUGGAAAAUGCUACAUGGAUGCUCACUGUAUUCAAGUGUUUUGGGCAGCACUUCUGCCUCCACUUCGAGGCGUUCCUGCUCGGCAUGUCACCAGUAUACAUGGCUUUCCUGCGGUUCAUGGGUGAAGAGAGCGAGGCACGGAACUUCUGCUACAGCCUGGAGGUGGGUGGGAACGGGAGGAAGCUGACGUGGCAGGGCACUCCCCGGAGCAUCCGGGACGGCCACAAGAAGGUGCGGGACAGCUUCGACGGCCUCAUCAUCCACCGCAACAUGGCACUCUUCUUCUCCAGCGGCACCAGGCAGGAGCUCAAGCUGCGGGUGACCGGUCGCAUCUGGAAGGAGCAAUGAUGACGAGCCCGCUGCAAGCUCCUCCUCUCCUGGCGCAUGCUUCCCUCUCCCUCCCUCCCUCUCGGGCACGCCACGGAAGCGAGAACUGGACCACGGUGUUGUUGCGAGCUCCCUGACAUGUGCAGAUGCCUCUUCAGUUGUCGUUGUUGCCCCCCAUGAUUCCAUUGUUUUGUUGUUGUGCUAGGAGACUGCCUACCUGAUGUACAAAUGCUUUGAAAUUGUGGGACGACUGUGUUGAAACCACUCAAGGGAAAAGCUUUCCCAAGAACAUAUGCUGUGAUUCUUUCGUUUCAGUCAUUCUGUAUUUCUAUGGCACCAA